AUUAUACACUUCGUCGUACCGUAUCGAAUAGUUUGGAUUUUCACGAAAAAUUUCGUCGGAUCACUGAAAUUGUAAAAGUUCUUGAUGCUCUCCACAUAAUUUUAUUAAAUGUUUUUCAAAAUCUGAAUCUUUAACUAGAUUAAAAGUGUUUUGUGUGGGGUUCUUCUGGUUGCGUCAAUACAUUGAGAUGUGAACAGAUGUGAAGUGUUUUUUUAUUUACUUUAAAUUAAAAGUGUAGAUUACACCAAAAAACGAUAAACAUGCAUACUAUAAUUUUCCUUGGUGUCUUAUUACAUGCUGUAUUAUUUUGCUGUGGAUCGGGCACGGAUAUCGCAUUAGAUGCAAAAGCGACGUUGCUACAUCGCAUUGAUAGCUUGAAUCUUCUGAUUUAUACCUGCCUUCUUACCCUAACUGUUCUUACUAUAUGGGUAUUCAAGCAUCGUCGAGUGAGCUGGCUCCAUGAAACAGGAUUGGCAGUAAUUUAUGGCCUCAUCGUUGGAGCUAUCAUACGAUAUGCUGGCAGCACUAACCAGAUCACGCACAUCGAUGUGCAUCCAGCACCAGACACCAAGUACAACUUAUCCGUGCCGCCUGAUGUCCUACGAUUUCACUUCCCCGACAAGUUGCAAGUAUCACAUGCUGGAGACAUCCCAGUCCCAAAUAAGACCUAUGCCUAUAGCUUUAGAGGUGAAAUAGUGAAUAUAGAGCAAAAUGAAAUAGAUCUGAAAGCAACGUUUGAUCCUGAAAUAUUUUUUAACAUCAUCCUGCCUCCAAUUAUUUUCCACGCUGGAUACUGUCUUAAACGGAAAUAUUUCUUCCGUAACUUAGGGGCAAUAUUAACCUUUGCGAUGGUUGGUACGGCUCUUUCUGCGCUAGUGAUUGGAUCUCUAAUGUAUGGCUGUGUGCAGCUCAUGCCAGCGUCACUUGCAGCCAGCUUCACUUUUCUAGACACCUUGUACUUUGGUGCAUUAAUCUCACCCACCGAUCCGUUAACUGUCCUGGCUAUAUUUUCACAGCUGAAAGUGGAUGUCAACUUGUACGCCAUGAUAUUCGGAGAGAGCGUCCUUAACGAUGCUGUGGCGUUAGUACUGAGCGGUGCCAUACAAAACUAUGAAAAGAGGUACUCUAACGACGGUGGCUUCGAAAUCACUGCGUUCUUGGGUGCAAUAGGAGAUUUCAUCGGGAUAUUCAGCCUUUCUCUCCUCGUCGGUGCUUUUAUGGGCUGUCUGACUGCAUUGAUGACGAAGUUCACGCAUGUCCGCGAAUGGCCGCUGCUGGAGUCUGCGCUGUUUGUUCUCAUGUCGUACGCCGCUUUCCUCAUCGCAGAAGUGUGCGAACUUACAGGCGCUCAAUCGGGCGGAUGCCGGUUCGACAAGAAGCCGCAGUACCGGUACUCGGGCUGCCACGGGCAGGACGCGUCGGCGCUCAGCAUCAUCCUCGGGCUGCAGUACGGCUUCGAGGAGGCGGCGUACGCCGUGCGCGCGCGCUCGCCCUGGCGCCGCGUGACGUCGGCCGCCGCGCACGCCGCGCUGGCCGCGCUGCAGGCCAACCUCACCGCGUCCACGCCGCCGCCCACCGAGCGCCCCGCCACGGAGCCCUAG
Messenger RNA from Ostrinia furnacalis (Asian corn borer), 1601 nucleotides. Its product is annotated as sodium/hydrogen exchanger 7-like. The coding region runs from base 261 to 1601 and encodes 446 amino acids. Gene Ontology annotation, cellular component: plasma membrane; recycling endosome. The record is from RefSeq and is a predicted model, not a curated record. Gene Ontology annotation, molecular function: potassium:proton antiporter activity; sodium:proton antiporter activity. The transcript has 8 exons. Gene Ontology annotation, biological process: potassium ion transmembrane transport; sodium ion import across plasma membrane; proton transmembrane transport. NCBI's taxonomy places the organism in Eukaryota, Metazoa, Arthropoda, Insecta, Lepidoptera, Crambidae.